Messenger RNA from Sclerotinia borealis F-4128, 918 nucleotides. Lineage: Eukaryota; Fungi; Ascomycota; Leotiomycetes; Helotiales; Sclerotiniaceae. The record is from the annotation of a GenBank genome assembly.
AUGACAGACCUACCAGCACCCGUAGCAUCUGAAGUUGUCGUUCCUAAACAACAUGCGCCAAACGUUAAAAGUCCUCGCAGCAAGCGUCGACAAUCAUCCGUAUCCGAGGAAGCCUCUAAACGUCUGCGAAUCUCCACCGAGGACAGUGCUGGCUCUCCAUCUACCUUACAUUCCUCUCCACAGGCUAUCGAUUCCUCGAAGCAUGAAUCGUCUGGAAAGGCUCAACCUCUUGGUAAUUCGCCAGAGAAGUCAAGAAAUGUUCAUCCUGAAAGGCGGAGGAGCAGUGUUCAAGAGGAGCGCAAGCGCGGCCAAAGAUUGUUUGGAGGCUUGCUGAAUACUCUCAACCAAAGUACGCCCAAUGGACAGCAGAAGAAGCGACAAGAAAUUGAGGCGCGGCAAAAGGAGAGAGCUGCGCAACGAAGAGCUGAAGCAGAAGAUAGGAAGAAGGAGAAGAUUGCGAAUCUGAAAGCGAUACGUGUGGUCGAGCAAGUGAAAUUCCAGGAAGGAUCGAUGCGAAUACGGCAUACGAAUGUGCUGGCUAUGGCCCAAUUUUUAUCCACGGAAACAGAGCCAAAACUCUAUUACAAACCAUGGCUAUUAUCACCCAGGAACGAAGCUACAAUCAAGGCCCAGGUCGAAGAAGCCGAGGUGUUGAUCGAGCAAGAGAAGUCUGAGUGGGCGAGUCGACAUCCAGAACAAGGGCUGAAGGCUGAAGAGAAAUCCGAAGUAAAGGUGACGUCUGAUGUGAUGAUGGGUGAGCCUCAUACCGAGUCUCCAUCUAUUUUUAACAUUGAUACUACUAAUACAAUUUCUGCACUUGCUGUUCAGUCCUCACAGAUCAAGACUGAGAAAGAUAAUCUGGAAGAGCAUAAUGGUGAGGUAUUAGUAGAAGCAGAAGAGGAUACUGUCAUUUAUUGA